Molecule: messenger RNA, 2034 nt
Organism: Penicillium pulvis
Lineage: Eukaryota; Fungi; Ascomycota; Eurotiomycetes; Eurotiales; Aspergillaceae
Product: WD40 repeat domain-containing protein
Exons: 6
Coding region: 1-2034 (677 amino acids)
Biological process (GO): proteasome-mediated ubiquitin-dependent protein catabolic process
Cellular component (GO): Cul4-RING E3 ubiquitin ligase complex
Molecular function (GO): protein binding
Source: RefSeq, a predicted model, not a curated record
AUGAGCCACAGAUCACCCUCAGAUGAGCCCGGGGAAGAAUCAUUUCGUCACCCUGCACAGGAAUGGCUUGAAGAAGACGAUGAACUAGACAUGGAUUACCACUCAGCCUUGGAAGGACAGACCGAGGAGGAUGAGGAGGACGAAGAUUGGGAAGACGAUGAUGACGGGAUGGGCCUCGGCAUUGCAGAUGAAAACCCACGUAUCAAUAUCGGGAGCAUCCAGAUCGAGUUAACGGCAGACGACCCACCGGAAGGCGAGGAAACGGAUAAUGCGGGCCGUCGUCGACACGUUCCAGCCUCACGAUUAAUCGAAUUGCUCGCAUCUAGCGGCCUGCGGCAUAUUCUCCACUCCAACGGAUUCACAACAACAAAUUUAUCCGAGAACUUCGAGGUCGACGAUGAGGAUGAGGAUGACGAUGACUUUGAUUAUCCAGGUCCACUCAGACAACGACUACGGCAUUGGCGGGCUGGGCGAACCGAUCAGUUCCCGAAAGUGCCUAGCGACGAGGGCACCGAACUAAUGGGUGAGGGCCACUUCGGAACAGAUCCGCACUACGUGGAUCGCAUCAAGAAACGCAAGAAGGUGCUUGCAACACACCUCAUGUGGAGAGAGCUUGGUAUUGACCCUUAUGGAGUGCGCAAGAGGGCGAAUAGGUCACUUUCUCAGCACAUGAUCCCUGGCUCUGCGGCAGAUAAGAUCAUCCAUUAUGACUCCAGAAGCUACUCGGGCCAGUUCUCAGACGAUGGAAAUUUCUUUUUCUGUUGUGCACAGGACUUCAAAGUCCGGAUGUAUGACACGUCUAACCCGUAUGAGUGGAAAUAUUACAAGACUGUCGACUAUCCGUUUGGCCAGUGGACUAUCACUGAUGCUACACUAAGUCCUGAUAAUCACCACCUAGUCUAUAGUUCAAUACGCAGUCAGGCCUACCUGGCGUCGACAGACCCAGACGAUGAUUCCGAUCCAACUGUCCUGGACUUCUCCCUACCACCUGGUCAGCGACGGCGACGAAGCUGGGGCAGUUCGCAUUUCGGUAUAUGGUCUCUUAGAUUUUCCGGAGAUGGACGUGAAGUGGUUGCAGGCACAUCGGAGAACUCAGUCAUUGUUUAUGAUCUUGAGACUAAACAACCAGUCCUCAACCUUCGUGAUCGCCAUCAAGAUCAUGUCAACGCUGUUUGCUUCGGAGAUACAUCAUCACCACAUAUUCUCUAUUCCGGUUCUGACGACACGACACUGCGAGUCUGGGAUCGACGUUCAAUGGGCGAUGGCCGCGAAGCCGGCGUGUUCAUGGGUCACACCGAGGGUCUAACAUACGUCGAUAGCAAAGGCGACGGCCGAUAUGUUCUUUCCAACGGCAAAGACCAGACUAUGAAACUUUGGGACCUGCGGAAGAUGAUGACAACAGCCAAAUUCGAUACCAUUGAUCCAAACGACUACACAACCGGCUUCGAUUACCGCUUCCAACCAUAUCCGGACGACUACUAUGAGCCGCAUGAGCAUGAUUGUUCGGUUGUCACGUUCCGCGGCCACCGUGUCCUGAAGACGCUCAUUCGUUGCCAUUUCUCGCCACCCGGUAGCACGAACUCACGCUACGUGUACACUGGCAGUGAGGAUGGUAAGAUUUACGUAUACAAUAUGGAUGCCACGCUGGCCGGGACCGUCGAUGUUGCGGCAGCGACGACUAAUUCCAGGCCCCGCGAGCCAGAUGUUUUCGCAACGGCAUAUGAGAUGAGCGGGGAGAUGUUAUGGAGGACAUGCGUUCGGGAUGCAAGUUGGCACCCGAAUGCUCCAGUCCUUGCAGCAACCUCGUGGAAUGGAUGGGGUCUGUCAAGCGGUACCUGUACUGUACAUUCAUGGAAUGACGGCGCAGAAAAUGACGAGGGAGACCCGCCGAUUGGGCAGAGCUACGAUGACAAGCUUCGUGAUGUGCCCGAGUUCAAUCGCUACCGGGAAAAUGCCCCAGCUCCUCGUUCUAGACGACCACUGCGCAGCCGGCCUGUGCACCGAGUUGAUGAGGACGAUGAUGAUGCAUGGUGA